UCUGGUGGCAUGUUCGCACUUAGAUCAUUUGGCCGACAGGCCAAGGCUCUUCCUAAAUGGACCCAGCUUCGUUGUGUAUCGACACUCGAAGGAGCUCCAUACAUAUAUGUACAUUCAAAUAAUGGACCAGCAAGUGGAAGUCACAUCUUAUCACUGUUGCCUUCCGAGCCAGUAAACCCAGACCUGGCCAUUGGAAUCACGACUCAACUUCCGCCAACAACAGACUCGUUCAAAGAGAAUCCCAAGUUUCUCAACAUUGUUCAAGAAGUUUGUUUCAAGUAUGCUGUCGAAGAUCCCGACGCCAAAUCACAAGCAUCAGUCAUGGUGUCUAUUGCCGGGGCCAAUUUGAGCUCGGGCGGCGUACUUCUAGGCGGCCAGCAGGGGCGAAGACGCCGCGGAGAGAGCAAAGACUCAAGCAGUGGCGCAAGUGGCCAAGGUGGUGCAGGGUCUGGUGGACGUGGUGGCUGGAUUCAUGUCUCUGAUGGCAGGCGGCCGCCCGACUAUGGUCGGAUCGCUUGGCCUGAAGAUAUGUUCGGAAGUCUUGAAGUGGACGCGAAUGGUCAGUUUGUUGGAGGCAACGGCAAUUAUCAACCGAGUGGUACCUACCGAGUCGUGACCCGAGACGGAAUUUUUGGGUUAAGCCCCUUCCUUAGAGAGAAGCUUGUCCAAAAGCUACGAGAACUUGAAAAAUGA
Molecule: messenger RNA, 693 nt
Organism: Penicillium soppii
Lineage: Eukaryota; Fungi; Ascomycota; Eurotiomycetes; Eurotiales; Aspergillaceae
Exons: 5
Source: RefSeq, a predicted model, not a curated record